Podospora pseudocomata is the source of this 4963-nucleotide messenger RNA. RefSeq lists its product as uncharacterized. The record is from RefSeq and is a predicted model, not a curated record. Gene Ontology annotation, cellular component: plasma membrane. Gene Ontology annotation, biological process: transmembrane transport. Gene Ontology annotation, molecular function: sulfate transmembrane transporter activity. Lineage: Eukaryota; Fungi; Ascomycota; Sordariomycetes; Sordariales; Podosporaceae.
CAUUGUCCGGCUUGAUUCAAUCAUUCACCUUUCUGUAUAUUGACUCUCGUUGAAGUUCUCAUCAGGCUACUCAACAAGGCUUUGAUGAUGGAUGGCUUUCGAUCUGCUCAUGGAUGAAUGAUCGAUAGCUCACAAAGUGACCGUCUAGCAGGCCACCCUUGACCUCUUGGCAGAACGGUUUCCCAUCCUUGACGCGUGGGGACGACGAACUUCCUCGGUUCCCCAACCUCGGGUUGCAUUCUCCACCAUCUACCGAAGUUCUGGUCCCUGGUCCCGGUUCUUCACCAGGUUGCAAGAACUCAGACAACCAGCCUCUGUUUCCCGAAUAUCAAGAUAGCGAGAUCCUUUUGUCUGUCCAAUUAACACCUGAAAAUAGGAAUGAAAUUUUCGUCUUCUUUGACGGAAAAGCUCUUCACAACUCAGUUUUACGCAAUGGUUCCGCGAAGAUCGACCGAAGGUACUGACGAUAUCCAAAUAGUUAGCGUAAUUGGACUCCAUUUGCCCAGACAACCAUUUUCGUGAACCGGACCUUCUCCCCGGCAACGGCAUGGCCCUAGAACAACGGAAACCUUGCAGAGCCUGUUUUCGGGUCUGCAAUUUUCGGCAACCACUUUCCAUCGAGGAGGUCGCCAUGCAUCGGGACCGAAACCCCCUGUUCCAUCCUUCCAGAAGAACCAACUUUUGACGAUCAAGCUGUUUUCUCUGGCAACUUCCUGGUCAUGGUUUCAGUUUCCCUAAUGGAUCGCCGUCGAGACGGGAUUGGUCACUGAGUCGGCCCCCGCCCCUGCCGAUCUGAGAGUCGAGGCCGAAGACAAUUCACGGAGGAUGCCGGCCUGACCACAAAGGUUACGGCUGUCUCGCCAGGGAGCACAUCCCCAGCUGAUGCCGGCCCCGGAGUGGAUGUUCGGUUGCGGCCCGGAGCGGCUGACGGUUGCCAAGAUGAUCACCCGGAGCCACUUUCUACCACUUAGAUGGCAAUGCCCGUGCCCUCGUUCAAGAUGGAGACAGCGAGGUUUAGAUACCAAGCUGGCAGUAUAUACAGUAUCUGAUGCACCCGCCGCAUCACUCAAAACCUUUUGUUCAUCUCACCCCUGCGGAAUAUGAGUCCCCUUAGGGCAAAUCCACAGCUCAUGCCCAUCAUCCACUGUGGUAUGGCACUAGCCUGAUAACAGCAUGUUGCUCAGGCAGGAAAAGGGAACAAUCACAACUGGUGGGCGAUUAGAUAAGACAGUUGAUGUCUUGUCCCAGAGCAACGUUGCCAAGACGCGGGCCAAAAUCUGCAGGUCAUCAUGCACGAUUGCCCGCCAUCAACAGCCAGAAUCAAAUCCAGACCACACAGCUUCACAUCAUCACCGCCAAGCCAUGGAGGAUAUCGGAGUUGAAGCUCCCAAAACGCCAGAAGGCCCCAUCAACAUUGCAAGUAUAUCAGAGGAAGAACAACAUCCCUCCCUCCCUCGCCCCUGGUGAUGGGAUGACUCAGCAGCCCGCCGCGGGGUUUGGGUGGUUUGACUGGCCCUUGGCAAAGCACCUCAACUUCGGUGCUCAUUGCAUCAUCAAGACAACCCCAUACAUAUCUUCCACGAGACACGGUGACUCUCUCGAGGUCAGUAGCCACACAUCCGUUGUAGCUUGAUAGGCUGGGGCGGGGUUUACCCACUGAAUUAUGCUGGAAACAUGGCAUUUGCAAAUCGCUAACCAACGCCUACAUUGCGUUUACUGAGACAGCGACGAUGGAUGUCUUCCCGUGUUCUCGGGUCGGGCUGACAUUGGUGCUCAAGUGAGCCCUCAUUGCUCUCGAAUAUCUUACUCACAUGUUCGUGCCUUGCCGGUGUCACAUUCAGCGAUGACUGUGCUUUUGGUGUCGAAUCGAUUGGCCUAGCGGUCUCCCGUACGGUAGCCUCGACUUUGAGGUUUGAAACUGCAACUGAGGAUAUGUCCUGGUGGGUUAGCAAGGCAAGGGCAUCGAUUGCGCCAUCCACUCUGAUGCUCACUCGCCCACCGCACCCGACCCCGCCGCCUCUUCACCGCCUGUCGGGCCCGACGUCAACAGUCCAACAUUCCCUGCCUCUCUAGGAUAUGCGUAUCGAGCCUUCCUUGUUGCUUUUCCAGGUUGUUGGGACCUUUGAGCUGGUCUCCUGAUGUCUCAUUCUUCCUCCCGUCACCUUUGCUAGAAAGUGGAGUCCCGGCACUCUGAGCGGGACCUGUUACCUAAUGAUAAACACUCACGCCGCCCAUCUAUUAAUGUGAUUUGGGGCACACUCCAUCUGCAGCCUCCUAAUCACAUCUCCGCCAAACCUCAUCACCUAUAAUCCUUACACCUACGGCAUGGUUUGGUAUAUCCGGCGCAAUCCCGCAGCUGACGACGACUUCGGCAAUCCGGCGCUUAUUCAGGCCGAUACGCCCUCGGAUCGCAUCAUUUACAGCAUCUAAAAAGAUUGAAAAAGAUCCGAGGCGGUGUAUCUGUUCAAGCAUUUGAUCUCUUCCUUACCAGCCCAUGGUGUGACAGCAUUUCAAGAACUCAACAUCGACUCUUCUCAGUGUGGUCAUAUCAUCAGAAACUAGCCAUGACAUCUGAGUUGGUACACAGGCCUGGCUGCUGGGAAUCCAGCUACAACCAAAAAAGACCCAUAUCAUCACCAUGUCAAUGACCCAAGAGAAAACAGCCCAUUUCAACACAGACCAGACUCAGACAUUUGUGGAGGAGUCACCGAGGGUGGAUGACUUUUUUGAAAUUAGUACCUUCUGGCCCGCAAGUGCGCGAUAUCUGGUGUCUCUGUUUCGUUUCUCCUGGAUCGGAUACCUACAAUCCCUUCAAUGGCUCGCUGGAGAUCUGGUUGCUGGCAUCACCAUCGGCGCUGCUGUCGUAUUACCUCAAGGUAUGGCUUAUGCCAGACUGGCCAACCUGGAUGUUCAGUUUGGUCUGUAUUCGAGCUUUAUGGGUGUUCUUGCUUACUGGUUCUUCGCAACCUCAAGGACAUCACCAUCGCCUGUUGCUGUCGCGCCAUGUCAUUGCAUCUGCUCUGCACUCUUGGCCGGUGCCGUUGUGGUGUCCAUCGGGCUCAUCCGCUGCGGAUGGAUUGUCGAUAUUAUCUCGCUUACCUCACUCUCGGCAUUCAUGACCGGCUCAGCCAUCUGCAUUGCUGUCGGGCAAGUUCCAUCGCUGAUGGGCCUCAGCGGCUUUUCAACUCGCGAUCCGACGUAUCUUUGUGUUCAUCAACAUACUCAAACACCUGAAACACAGCGAGUAUGGAUGCCGCCAUGGGGUUGUCGGCACUUGCUAUGCUUUACCUUAUCAGGGAGUCUGCAUGUGGAUUGGGACACACUACCCAAAAAACAUCAAAAGCUUCUGCCUUCUUCAUUUCUGACGUUGAGGGUCGUGUUCGUCAUUGUUCUCUACACUCUGAUCAGCUACCUGGUCAACAGGAGCUUGCCGAGGGGUACAGCCAGAUUCAAAAUCUUGUUUGACGUUCCUAGAGGGUUCCAAAACGCGGCUGUCCCGGUCAUCAAUACCUCUAUUGUCAGCAACCUGAUGGGAUACUUGCCCGCUACUGUAGUGGUGCUGCUCAUCGAACACAUUGCUAUCUCGAAGUCGUUCGGUCGGGUCAACAACUACAGAAUCAACCCUUCUCAAGAAAUGGUAGCCAUUGGCAUCACCAACAUGCUGGGGCCCUUCCUCGGCGGGUACGCUGCAACGGGCUCUUUCAGUCGCACUGCCAUUAAGUCGAAGGCCGGCGUGAGGACUCCGUUUGCCGGCGUCAUCACAGCCUUUUGUGGUUCCCUCCCCGCCAUCUACGCCUUGCCGGCCGUGUUUUACUACAUUCCCAACGCGUCACUCUCUGCGUUCUGGCUCGUAUCACCAUUUGAGGUCUUGAUCUUUUUGUCGGUGUGUUCGUCACCAUCUUUUCGAGCAUUGGAGAAUGGCAUCUACACCACGGUGCUGCUCUCGGCAGCGAUCUUCUCUUCGGAUUUUGAGAUCGAAAGGCCGGUUCUUGGGCGUGUCAAGGUUCAAUCCAUGCUUGGAAAUCGCGUUAUUGGCAACGACAGGCAGCAGCCGGUACCCGGGUAUGGCACGUUUACCGGCUCGCAGGAGGCGCCGACACGCAACAUCUUCUUGCCUAUCACGCACGCGGAUGGGUCCAACCCCGAGAUUGAGCUGGACAAUCCGUAUCCCUGGCAUCUUCAUCUACCGGUUCGCCGAGGGGUUCAGCUACCCGGAACGCGGGAGCAGCCUGGAGCACUUGGUGGAACACAUUUUGCGCACACCGGCGGACGAACCUGUCGCAUUUCGACCGGCCUGGCGAUCGGCCUGGAACGUUUCCCGGCCCGUCAGGAAGGACAUGAAGGCGGCGGCUGCGGCCGGGGUGGACGCGGGGGAUCGUGGGGGUGGACCUUGCCGACGCUCAAGGCGGUGAUUCUGGAUUUCAGCUCGGUGAACCACGUCGACAUUACCUCGGUGCAGCAGCUGAUUGACGUGAGGAAUCAGCUGGACCGGUAUGCCAGCCCGGAUAUUGUCGACUGGCACAUUGCCUGCAUCAACAACCGGUGGGCGAAGAGGGCGCUGGCGGCGGCGGGGGUUUGGGUACCCGGACUGUUGUGCCGACGGGCCGCACAGGAGGUGGAGGAGCAUCUUUUCUGUGGCGGAGAUUGGGGGUCGCACAGCGGGCUGCGGCGGCCGGAGGUGGAGGUGAACGAGAAGGAGAUUGCGAGGAGCAGGAGGCAGACUGCUGCUGAUGUGGAGGUUGGGAAUAAGCAGCAGAAGCAGCAGCAGCAUCAUCACCGUGGGCCAAAUGAUCCUAAGAAGGUUGGGACGGGCGGGAGUGAGAGUGUUCCGAGAAAACCGACGGUUACGUUUGAGCAUGCGGUUCUUUCUUUUGCACCAGAAGAGGAUGUCGCUGGGGCCGGAGCCACAGUGGGCGGACGGUGGUGGCGCCGUGCAUGGGAUCAAUCGGCCGCUGUUUCAUAA